CAGCCGAAGAAAUACGCGUAAAACAAGCAAAACAAACGCAAAUGCUAUCAACUGAAAAAGCGAAGGGAUCGUGGUUGUUAUUAACGUCGAGAUAUUUAGAAAAUAAAGUUGCGGUCAGCUUCAGUUUAUUUUUGUGUAGCGGAGGAGGUGGACGAGACUAGCUCUAAGUGGGCUAUGUGGUGACGUCUUUCUUUCCUGAGGUUAGUAUUUUAAAUGACCGGUGGCUACUACUACUACGAAACAAAAAUACAGUGCAAAAAAAAGGUUCCUCCGACAGAGGGAAAUCGACACAGAGGAGAUGGACGAGAUUGCCCAGCAAAUGGACAGGAAUCACAAGCAAGCCUGCAUCAAUCUGGAGAAAGCCACUCAAUUCAUAACACAAGUAUUACAGCAUGAAGUAGUUAGGAAUCAGGAGCUCUGCGUGCUGAUCUGUCGUCUGGAGGAGAGGGAGGCGGAGGCUAGUCGGAGCUUGACAGAGCAAGUGGAUUCAAACCGGCAGCUCAGACUUCAGACCGAUGAGCUGCAGAAACGCCUGGAGACGAAAGACAACUCACUCACACAAGCCAACCAGACUGUGGCUUUGCUAAGGAAUGAACUCAGGGUCCUACGUCGGCAGCUCCAGAAACUUCAGUGUAAAGAUGGGACAUUCCAGGACGGGAAUGAAUGGGUGGAGGGUGGGGAGAGCAAGGUCAAGGCUGAGGUCUCUUCUGAUGGCGAGAGUCCGACAGUCUUGUUUGAUGAUCAGAAGCUGCUGGAGGGUCCACUUUCUGGGAUUAAAGAAAAAGAAGAUACACAUGGUUUUGAUGAUCAUGGAUAUGGAGAGCAUAGGCAGUCUGCAGUAGAAACAGCCGACCCUGGAGCAGAAGAGACCAUCUCUGCAGCUGAAGACAUCAAAACAGAACUGAUCGAGGAAGAAGAGGGCCAAUCAAACAUGACCCCAAUCCUCCGGUUGGAGAUGGACCUCCCCUCUGACGACCCCGUGUCUCUGGCCCAGUUAUGUGGGGGGUCGGUGGGGCUGGUGGACUGGGCUAGAGUACAAGGACAGCGAGGGAUGGAGGAAGAGAUGAGGAGAUGGAAGAGUGAUGGAGACCAGUCUGAGAACCGGCCUUGUGCAUCAUCCUUUGCUGACCCCUUGGAGAACCCUACUUCCAGUUGGACCCAGCAGACCGUUGCUUCCUCCAGUUCUUCCACAGAGCUAGAAGAAGGCCGAAGUUUCUCCUAUCCUCCAUCUGACAAAAGCUUCAGCUCCCAGCUCAAGGUGCACCAGCGCAUUAACUCUGCACAGAGACAGCACCAUUGUGUUUUGUGUGGCCAAAGCUUCCACUAUGUGGGCAAUCUCAUCAAACACCAGCGCACUCACACCGGAGAGAGACCAUAUCACUGCAUCGAGUGCGGGAAGAGUUUCAAUCGCGAGGAUAGUCUCAAAAGACACUACCGGCUCCACACAGGAGAGAGACCGUACCACUGCUCUCAGUGCGGCAAAAAUUUCACUCAGCUUGGAAGUUUAAGGACACACCAGAACAUCCACAGGGGAGAGAGGCCGUACCACUGCACUCAGUGCGGCAAGCGUUUCACUCACAUCGGCAACCUCAAAAUACACCAGCGCAUUCACACAGGAGAGAGACCGUACCACUGCAUUCAGUGCGGGAAGAGCUUCACUCAUGAGGGAAAUCUCAAAACGCAUCAGCGCAUUCAUACAGGAGAGAGGCCGUUUGACUGCACUCGAUGUGGCAAGAGGUUUUCCACAAAGGGAAAUUUAAAAAAACAUGAGCUUAAGCACACUGGGGAAAUUCUGUAGACCUGCCCCACAUCAAGUGGCAGAGGUGUUUCUGUUAGACUGCAGACUUUAAGGUGUACUCCACGAUUGCAAUGCAAUGCACUUGUUGUCAAAUUCAGCUAAUUGGUCUUCACUGCCUGUUCUGCUGAAAAAACGAAACUUCUGUUGGUGAUGUAUAGUCCUGGACUGGCGUCACACUAUCGGUCAGUUCUUAGGUAUCCAUUGACAGGCAGUCUUAGGUAUCCA
Molecule: messenger RNA, 2023 nt
Organism: Alosa alosa (allis shad)
Lineage: Eukaryota; Metazoa; Chordata; Actinopteri; Clupeiformes; Clupeidae
Product: zinc finger protein 135-like
Exons: 9
Coding region: 299-1798 (499 amino acids)
Biological process (GO): mitotic spindle assembly checkpoint signaling; regulation of transcription by RNA polymerase II
Molecular function (GO): DNA-binding transcription factor activity; RNA polymerase II cis-regulatory region sequence-specific DNA binding
Source: RefSeq, a predicted model, not a curated record